Molecule: messenger RNA, 1557 nt
Organism: Lolium rigidum
Lineage: Eukaryota; Viridiplantae; Streptophyta; Magnoliopsida; Poales; Poaceae
Product: zealexin A1 synthase-like
Exons: 3
Coding region: 1-1533 (510 amino acids)
Molecular function (GO): oxidoreductase activity, acting on paired donors, with incorporation or reduction of molecular oxygen; monooxygenase activity; iron ion binding
Source: RefSeq, a predicted model, not a curated record
AUGGGCUUCACCACGCUCGCACUGCUACUCUUCUCCCUCUUCCUCCUCCUGAAGCUGAUCAUUGUCGGUCGCUACACAUGGCCGACACGCGCGCUCCGACUGCCUCCCGGCCCAUGGCAACUGCCUCUCGUCGGCAGCUUGCACCACCUCCUGCUGUCGCGCUUCGGCGAUCUACCCCACCGGGCCAUGCGCGAGCUCUCCCGCACACACGGCCCCCUCAUGCUCCUCCGACUCGGUGCCGUGCCGACGCUGGUGGUGUCCUCCGCCGAGGCCGCUCGGGAGGUGAUGAAGACCCACGACGCCGCCUUCGCCGGCCGCCACCUGAGCGCCACGCUCGAGAUCAUCAGCUGCGGCGGGCAAGGCAUACUCUUCUCCCCCUGCAACGACCGCUGGCGCGAGCUCCGCAAGGUGUGCGUGCUGGAGCUCUUCAGCCAGCGCCGCGUGCUGUCCUUCCGCCCCGGCCGGGAGGACGAGGUGGCGCGGCUCCUCCGGUCCGUGUCCGCCGAGUGCCGCGACGGCCGCGCCGUCAACCUCAGCGAGAAGAUCUGCCGCAUGAUGAACGACGUGGUGGUGCGCGCGGCCGUCGGCGGGAGGUGCGCCCGCCGCGACGAGUUCUUGCACGAGCUCGACGAGGCAGUGCGGCUCACCGGCGGCUUCAACCUCGCCGACCUGUACCCGUCGUCGCGGCUGGUGCGCCGCUUCAGCGCGGCCGCGCGGGACAUGGGGAAGUGCCAGAGGAGCAUAUUCCGCAUCGUGCAAAGUAUCAUACAGGAACGCGCCGGCGCGCCUGCGCCGCCGGAGAGAGACGAGGACCUGCUCGGCGUGCUUCUGAGGCUUCAAAAGGACGGCGGGCUCCAGUUUGAACUCACCACCGAGAUCAUCAGCACCGCCAUUUUCGACAUUUUUGGUGCUGGAAGCGAGACCUCGUCGACGACGGUAGAAUGGGCAAUGUCGGAGCUCAUGAAGAACCCACGAAUCCUGCACAAGGCGCAAGCGGAGGUGCGAGAGGCCUUCAAGGGGCAGGGCAGGCUGAGCGAGGAAGACAUCGUCAAGGUGAGGCUGGGCUACCUGCAUCUGGUGAUCAAGGAGACCCUGAGGCUGCACCCUCCGGCGGCGCUCCUGCUGCCCCGUGAGUGCGGAACGUGCCGGGUGAUGGGCUACGACGUGCCCAAGGGCACCAAGGUGUUCGUCAACGUGUGGGCGAUCGGGCGGGACGACAGGUACUGGGGCGCCGACGCUGAAGCGUUCAGGCCGGAGAGGUUCGACCACAAGGAGAAGAGCACCGCCGUCGACUUCAAGGGCGCCGACUUCGAGUUCCUCCCGUUCGGAGCUGGCCGGAGGAUGUGCCCCGGCAUGUCGCUCGGGAUGGCCAACAUGGAGCUGGCGCUCGCUAGCCUCCUUUUCCACUUCGAUUGGGAGCUGCCCUCUGGUGUCAGGCCCCAAGAUCUGGACAUGACAGAGACCUUUGGCAUUACUGUGAGAAGGAACUCCAAGCUAUGGCUUCACGCACAGCCGCGUGUUCCGUGUGCAUAAACUGCAUAUUGAUUUGACGUGCAU